Messenger RNA from Colletotrichum destructivum, 750 nucleotides. Its product is annotated as Putative major facilitator, sugar transporter, major facilitator superfamily. Gene Ontology annotation, molecular function: carbohydrate:proton symporter activity. Gene Ontology annotation, cellular component: membrane. Lineage: Eukaryota; Fungi; Ascomycota; Sordariomycetes; Glomerellales; Glomerellaceae. The transcript is spliced from 4 exons. Bases 1 to 750 code for a protein of 249 amino acids. The record is from RefSeq and is a predicted model, not a curated record. Gene Ontology annotation, biological process: transmembrane transport; carbohydrate transport.
AUGACAAACCACCAAACCUCGUACAACAUAGCGAUCAUCUUGUUCGCGACGCUCGGCAGCCUGACGUAUGGAUAUUCUACAUCCAUCAUCGCGACGACCCUUGGGCAGCCGACUUUCAAACAGUAUUUUGAUCUUCUCGAUGCCGCCUCCUCGUCAGCCAUUACCGGCGGUCUGAAUGGACUGUACCAAGCUGGUGGUCUGUUUGGCGUCCUCUCCACCGCUUGGGCAUCUGACCGGUAUGGCCGCAAGGUGUCAAUUGGGGUCUAUUCCAUUAUCAGCAUCUUGGGCGGCGCUUUGCAAGCCGGCUCGGUUCACAUCGGCAUGCUGAUGACUGCAAGAGCAAUCACGGGCCUGGGCAUUGGUGUUUUCAUCCUGGUGGGAUAUUCACUCGCCAGCUGGGUUGGAGUUGGCUUCUAUUUUGUCAACCUCCACGGGGCUCAGUGGCGGCUUCCACUUGCGCUACAAGUUAUCCCCCCGCUUGCCCUUGUUCUUGGAAUCAAGCGGCUGCCAGAAUCACCGCGAUGGCUAAUCAUCAACACCCGGCACAAAGAGGCCCUUGGAAUUCUCCAGAAACUUCACGGUGAUGGCGCACCCGAAAGUGAAGACUACGUGCAGCGGGAGUUCAGCACCAUCCGGGGCCAAAUCGAAGCUGAUAGCGCCCACCCAACGUCGUGGGCGUCGUUGUUCAAAGUCCGCUCGUACCGGAAACCACUCCUCGUCGGCUUCGGAACCAUGUUUGGCGCCCAAUGA